Messenger RNA from Cephus cinctus (wheat stem sawfly), 951 nucleotides. RefSeq lists its product as uncharacterized. Lineage: Eukaryota; Metazoa; Arthropoda; Insecta; Hymenoptera; Cephidae. The transcript is spliced from 5 exons. The coding region runs from base 154 to 576 and encodes 140 amino acids. The record is from RefSeq and is a predicted model, not a curated record.
AGUUUGGAACUACGAAUGCUCGAAUGAAGUAUAUUAUAAUCGUGCAAAUUUCUGGUGGAAGACACAAAAGUAAUUCUGUCAGGAAUCAAUGAAGUUAGGCUAUAAUUCCUCGAAGGAAUUAAUUUUCUCAAUCAGAGUACUUAACUGGCAGAUAUGUCAAAUUCGCUUGUACAAAAAAGUCUGGAAUUGUUUGGUUACGAGAAAGAUUCCAAACAAGGUAAAAAAAGAAAGCUCAAAAGAUACCGGGGUGUAUUGGAUUUAAUUCCAACGCAACACAAGGUUGUUUCAAAGCGUAAAAAGUCUGAUGACAAUAUAGUUAUAAGUAGAUCAAGUAAGAUCACUGUGCACGAAGCCAAGAAGCAAUUGGAGACCAAAAGUGAUCCUACAGAAGAGAAUGUUCAGCGCCUUCUUAUUCUAAGUAACAAUCGAAUUGAUACUAAAACAACGGAUACGUUGCUAGAGCGUGCACUAAAAAAGCAGCGCAAAUCCAAACCAAUAAAGGAGACACAGAAUGAAAGUAGCGCAUUCACUGAAGCAGACUUCAUAAAGUUCGAAAAAGAAUUUUUAGGGUCAUAAAUACUUGAUGCAAAUAAACAGUUGCUGUGCCACUAAAUAGUUAUUCAGUGAUGUUAGAAAGCGAUCGUGAAAAAGGCAAAGCAAUUCUAAUUUUAAUUUCCGCUAUUUUUCUAUAUUAUUCCAUCUGGGUAAUCGGACUACCAUUUAUAGAUGACAGUAGACUCCGUUCUUUGUUCUAUAAUCACAAUGUUGCCUUAUUGAUUCCUGCUAUUGUUGGUUUAUGCUUCAUUGGUGGUUUAGUGUUAUUUACAGUCUACCAUGUCAAACCACAUUUAGCGAUAUGCAAAUCACCGGAAAAGUACGAAAAAUGUGUUUAUUAUAACAAAAUGUAGAUAUAUAUAUAUAUAAAAAUAUAUUCCACAGUUCCAUUCAUUA